Dicrocoelium dendriticum is the source of this 1351-nucleotide messenger RNA. NCBI's taxonomy places the organism in Eukaryota, Metazoa, Platyhelminthes, Trematoda, Plagiorchiida, Dicrocoeliidae. The record is from the annotation of a GenBank genome assembly.
GUAGUUCGUUCUUUCAAGUUGUUUAUCACUUCACCUGCGGUUGCGGUGACAUUUACAUAGGCAAAACAAACCGUCAGUUAGCUCAGAGGGUAGCUGAACAUUUGCCAAAAUGGUUGGGACAAGUGAUUACGCAACAAAAUGGGACGGAUCUGAGAGUUAAUCGGAGCCCUGCAUCGUCUAUCACCAAGCACAUCAUGGCAACCCGUCAUCACAUGGCCAAGACUCAACGAAACAAGAACACGAUGGGUCACCUUGGCCUACUCAAAGCCCGGUUAGCGAAGCUGCGUCGUGAAUUGAUCGAACCCAAGGGUGGUGGGGGUGCCGCAGGCGAAGGCUUUGACGUUGCGAAAACUGGAGACGCUCGCAUCGGAUUCGUAGGCUUUCCGUCCGUUGGUAAAUCAACGCUUUUAUGCAAUCUUGCCGGUGUUUACUCGGAGGUCGCUGCCUAUGAGUUCACCACUCUCACGACUGUUCCCGGUGUUAUUCGUUACAAAGGGGCACGAAUCCAGUUGCUCGACUUACCUGGCAUUAUCGAGGGUGCCAAAGAUGGCAAAGGUAGAGGAAAACAAGUGAUUGCUGUGGCGCGCACCUGCUCCCUUAUUUUGAUGAUUCUUGAUGUCCUCAAGCCAUUGCACCACAAGCGACUUCUUGAACACGAACUGGAAGGUUUCGGUAUUCGAUUGAACAAGGAACCACCGAACAUUACGUUAAAGAAAAAAGAUAAAGGUGGACUCAACUUUCAAGCAAUGGUCCCUCAGUCAGAACUGGAUCGGGAAACAGUGAAGACCAUUUUGUCUGAGUAUAAGAUUCACAAUGCCGAUGUGCUCCUGCGAUGUGAUGCAACUGCUGAGGACCUGAUUGAUGUUAUUGAAGGCAAUCGUGUCUACAUUCCUUGCUUAUAUGUUUUGAACAAAAUAGAUCAAAUUUCUAUCGAGGAGCUGGACAUUAUUUGCCGGAUCCCCCACUGUGUACCUAUUUCGGCGCAUCAUAAAUGGAAUUUCGAUGAUUUGCUUGAAAUGAUGUGGGAAUAUUUAAAUUUGCUCCGAAUUUACACUAAACCCAAAGGACAACUUCCUGACUACACUGCUCCUGUCAUUUUACGGUCCCUUUCGCAUACCGUAGAGGAUUUUUGUAAUAAACUUCACCGUUCCAUCAUCAAGGAGUUUAAGUAUGCUUAUGUCUGGGGCGCUUCGGUCAAGUAUCAACCUCAGCGGGUUGGGAAGGAUCAUGUUUUACUCGACGAAGACGUUGUACAGAUAGUAAAAAAGAUAUGAACGCUAUACUUUCAUAUAAGCAGCUCUGUACCCCGAUGCACCUCUACUUUCGUUCACGAAAUAUAUUUUUAUGGGUC